GCGGCCCAUUUCUCGUAAGCAGAACUGUCGAAUCUGUGUCGAUGCAUGAUGAACCGAAAGUCGAGCUACGGUGCGAAACUGAAAGUCGAGCUACGGUGCGAAACUGCGCGCUGACCCAGUCAUGGGUCGAUGGGGAGGAAGACGAAGAUCAGGAGGAGGAGGAAGAGGGCAAUGGGGAGGAGGAGGAGGAAGAGGGCGACGGGGAGGAUGAGGAGGAGGAGGGAGAGGGCGAUGGGGAGGAAGAGGAGGAGGACGACGACGAAAAAGAUCGCGAUGGGAGGAGGAGGAGGAGGAGGAGGAGAAGGGAGAGAAAUAUCGGGUAUGGGAGGAGGAGCAGGAGGAAGAAGAUGGCGAUGGGGAAGGAGGAAAGGAGGAGGAGGAAGAUGAAGACGGCGAUGGGGAGGAGGAGGAGGAGGAGGACGAGGAAAAAGAUCGCGAUGGGAGGAGGAAGAGGAGGAGGAGGAGGAGGAGGAGAAGGGAGAGAAAGAUCGGGUAUGGUAGGAGGAGGAGGAGGAGAAGGGAGAGAAAGAUCGGGUGGUCGUCCCGGGGCAAAUGCUGAGAGGGAGCCGUUUAGGGAGGAUCCGACAUUUCGGGGUAACUUCUGUGUGUGGUCGUGGGUGUCUGCUGGGCAGAAGCUGAAGGAGACCACUCGGGGUGGUCGUCGCCUUAAAUGCAAGUUGUGCGGCCGUGAGUUCAGUGGGGGACAACCGCGUGCAGCUGAGCACUUCAUUUGGAAGAGGCCAACUUCACGUUGCCCUCAUGGGACACUGGCUAUCUGGAGGAGGCUGCAUGCUGUCGGGGUGGCAUUGCCUACAGACUUGCUGGAAUCGGUGCGGGCAGCGGAGGAGGAGGAGAACAGCACCGGUGAUGGUGGUUUGGAGGGAGGAGAUGCGGGGGCAGACGUUGGGGAUGAAGGAGGGAGACAAGCGGAGAGGGGUGGAAAGCCGGGUCCGCAGUCUUGCAGUGGGGUGGAGGAUGUUGGGGGGAGGGCCGUCGAUGUGCGAGGUGCAUUUCGGGGGGAAGCAUGCCCUUCUCGUGCUAAUGCACUACAAGCACGAGUGUGUAAUCGCGGGCAGAUGAAGCAGGCUUCCAUCGCGAGGUGGGUCAAAAACCCACGACAGAAGGACAUCGAUGAGAGCUGCAUCGAGUUCUUUGUGGAGAACUCAAUCCCCUUCAAUGUGGCGAAGAGCAAGUCCUUUAAGAAGUUUGUGAACACAUGCUAUGGACCACAACCUGCUGCCAAACAUUCCCUGGUCCUCACUGGCUACAACCCUCUGCGGUGUUAUCUUCUCGAUGGCUUGAGGCAAAGGUUGAACGAGGAGGAGAAGGCCAUCAACGAUGAUUGGGAGGUCACUGGCUGCACAUUCAUCACGGACGGCACCACUGACAUCUGUGGGCGGUCACUGGUGAAUUACAUCCUCGCAGGGCGUUCGAAGCCACUAUUCGUCAAGUGUGAGGACGUCAGCGAACAAAACAAGGGCGCCGGUGCAGUUGUUCGUGGAUGGAAGAACUUCUUCAGGGAGAUCGGGGUUGAGAAGAUCACGGCCAUCUGCACUGACUCCUUCUCGGGGAACAAAAGUGCGGCCACAAUGUUGAGGGCGGAUCCAGAGUUCCAGCAGAUAUACUGGAUCCCGUGCAUUGCGCACUGCAUGGACUUGUUCAUGCAGGAUGUUGGUGACAAGCCAUGGGCUAAGGACAUCAUCAAGAAGGCGAAUAUGGUCGUGAAGUUCUUCAGGAACCACAGGUGGCCACGAUCAAUGUUGAGAACGGAGCUAAUGGCACAAAAGGGUGUAAAGAUCAGAGUUCUUCUUCGUCCUGCCCUUACGAGGUUCGGGACCCACUUCGUCAUGUUGGAUCGACUCUUGACAUGCGAGAGAGCCCUUCGUCGCUUGGUGUUGGGGGACUCGUGGACGAAAAUGGAUUGGCAGCCGUACAUCUGGACGGACGCUUACGAGGUGGAGUCCCUCAUCACUGACAGGGCAUUCUGGGCAGAUUUGAAGAAGUUGCAUCAAGUGAUGAAGGGGUCGUACGAUGUGCUGAGGAUGGUCGACAAGGACAUCCACUGCUUAUCCAGGGUGUACGACGCUGCCGUGGACCUGAAGAAUUGUGUUCUUCAUGCGCCACUCACAGACGAUGAGCGGGACAGCAUCUUGCGCGAUGUGGGAAAGAGGACGGACAUGCUUCUCAGCCCUGUUCAUGCUGUGGCUCGCUUGUUGGACCCUCGAUUGCGGGACAUCACCGUCUUCAGCAAUCUGGACUUGAUGGCGCAAUUCGAUAGUGUGGUGGACCGUCUCGUUGCAAAGAAUGGGAGUCAGAAGUUCACGAACUACAAAGACCAGCUAUACGAUUUCCAAUUCGGCAGAGGGAUCUUUGGUGACGCAGCAGCGUUGAGGAGGGCAGAGAAGGACAAUGCAGUGCUGUGGUGGGAGGCACACGGGGGUGGCCAUCCAGAGUUGAAGAUGCUGGCGAUGAGAAUGCUUUCGAUAUGGACCACAUCCUCUCCUGCAGAGAGGAACUGGAGUACGUGGUCCCUCGUGCAGACGAAGACGAGGAACCAGCUGAAGCACAAGCGUACAGAGAAGCUUGUCUACUCGCACUAGAACCUCAGACUGACGAGCAAGGGGGAAGAUGGGCCGACAGUGAAAGGAGGUUGGUUGGGGUUGGAGCAGGACUGGGUGGACGAGGAUCUCGAAGGCGAGGCAGUUGGUAUGCUUAAUGUGGAGGACGAUGAUGCAGUCAGGCAUGGCGCCACUGGAUCUGAGAGGGGCAGCACCAACAUCG
Chara braunii is the source of this 2781-nucleotide messenger RNA. Lineage: Eukaryota; Viridiplantae; Streptophyta; Charophyceae; Charales; Characeae. The record is from the annotation of a GenBank genome assembly.